AUCAUCGAACGACUUGGACACCUAUACCCAAAGAGGGUAUGUUAGCUACUGGUGGUGAGCUCUCUUUGGAUAGCCCAAGUCACACUGCUUUUGUCCAAGCUUGGGAACGUGAAUGGGAUCGUGACAGUCAUCCAGCGUUUUCAGAUAGUGAUGGUCAGGGGUUAGGCGCUGCCAUGCUAACUGGUCAGGUCCAUAUACCAGUGGAGGACCAUCUACAGGAGGUGGUUGGGGUGGAUCAUCAAGCUGAGUCGACUAGGGAUCUUAACCCAUUGCCAAAUGAGCCGAUCAACUCAGUAUUUGAGCUUGAGUUAAUGUGGAAUAAAUGGGCUGACGGUCUUCAAGCUAUGGGCUUAAAUGCAGGACAGCUACUGAUGGACGUCGAUCAAGCGGAAAAGACAGCUUCACAGCGGGGAAGACAAUGGUCUACAGAGAUGAAAAUGGAAAUUAUGGGCCGACGGUUUUAUGAGUUUAUGGACUGGGAUACUACUAUUCAGUCUCUUAAGCAUGGUGGAUUGGGCCGAAGGUUGAAUUUUCCGUAUGGUGAGAGAUACUUGGGCCAACGGACGUUGGUUCUAGUUGGGUCUCCUGAGGGCGGGUUGAUAAAGUCUAUUGGGCCUAGUAAUGACGCCUCAAGUUCAAGAGGGGAAGAGAUAUUGGGCCGUCCUUACACAGAGCAUUGGACGAUGGAACAUGUAGAUGGGCCUCCUUACAAAAGAAGAUUGAUGGAUAGUAACCAUGAUGCCAUAGUUGCUUAUUUUUCGGAAGGGGUUGCGGAGGUUAAGGGUGGUUUUGGGAAAGAAGGGGCAGAUAUCCAUGAUGUUGGAGGGAUUUCAGAUUCGGUAGUUAUUGUUAGUCCGGUGGGAAGAAGACGACGGAAGGUUCAACAUGGCUUGACGAACUGUGGUCUCAUAGCUGGGCUGGAGAGCAAUGGACGCACAAAUUCGAUGGGGGCUGCUAGUACUCUUCAGCCUGCCUCAUCUCGGACUUAAAGGACGGGAGCUCAUUCGCAGCGUUUGCUGGAUCUCUCUAGACGACGUCAGAAACGCAUGCAGAGGAGUAGGCAAAUUGGUGGGGUCGAUCUGGGUGAAGGUUCCUCUCGUUGGCGUAAAUGAUGAUUCCGGGCUACAAUGGGUUUGCAACAGAGGUUGGUAAGAGGAUCAAAGUCGGGUUAUGAUUCUGAACCAAGUUCUUCGGAUACCGUAGGGGAGUCAGUUAAUCAUCCCCCAUGGACGACUACAGAUGGUGUUUUCAUUGAAACGGAGGCGGCGCGUAUGAAGGAGCUCUUACUCUCAUAACCAUCGCAAGAUGUAGAAGGGUUUUGUAGGAGGUUGUCCCACAACAACCUCCUUAGAGGCCAUGAGGAUUUUCAGCUGGAACUGUAGGGGUCUGGGUCAUCCCCUAAUAGUUCGAGCAGCUAAACAAUUGAUCCAUCGAUGGCGGCCAAAUUUAAUUUUUUUUCAGUGAAACCAAGCAAAUGUCUAAACAGUUGGAGUUCUUUCGAAUGUCUUUGGGAUACCGCAAUUGUGUUGGUGUGGAUUGUAAUGGCAGUCGGGGUGGUUUGUGGGCUGCAUGGGAUGAUUGUCAACAUAUUACUAGUGUUAGCGCCACUAAUCGGUAUUUGUUGUUACAUAUUUCUGACGUGGUAAUGGGUGAUUGGUAUUUAUUUCUCGUGUAUGGGCAUCCGGCGUUAUCAAAAAGGAUGAAAUUUUGGCACAAGCUGGGGCAGAAGAUACAAGGAUGUGCACGACCGGUAGCACUAAUUGGGGAUUUUAAUCAAGUGCGAAGUGUGGAGGACAAAUGGAGCCCAAAGUUUACAACAAUUCGAGGUGAGAGUUCUUUUAAUGUUCUUAUUUUUAAAAACAGAUUAAUUGAUCUUCCAAACCAAGGGGUGUGGUAUACAUGGUGCAACAAUCACUCUGAUUCAAAUAUUAUUUAUGAACGGCUGGACCAAGUGUUGGUGUCUUCAGAUUGGUUUGAAAAAUUUCCUAAUGCCUCACUUAUGGUUAUGCCAAUUCAACGCUCGGAUCAUAGCCCAUUGGUUUUUGAUGUGGACAUGGUGGUUUGACCAAAAAGGCGCAUAAAACGUUUUGAGGCUAUCUGGUUAAUGGAUGACACAUUGAAGCAUAUUGUUCCCCGUGCAUGGCAUGUGUUAACUCCGGGUUCUAGCCAAUUAGCGGUUUGUCAGAAACAGAAUAUUGUAUUUAAUCACCUCCAAAAUUGGAGCCGUUUGUCGUACCGAAGUCUGCAAGGACAGAUUAAUGAGACACGGCUAUUACAACACCAUCAGCAGCAUAUUGUGACGAUGGAUGAUUCUUUACUGGAGCAGCGUUUUCAACGGCAGUUGGAGGAUUUACUUAGUAAGCAAGAAAUCUGAUGUGCCCAACGUUCAAAACAGCGAUGGCUGCGACAUGGAGAGCGGAACACAAGAUUCUUUCAUCAAAUGGCCUCUUGGAGAAAGAAGAAGAAUCAAAUCACUGUGUUGAAAAUGGAGGAUGGCUCACUUCUUACAGAUCAGAAGGAGAUUCAUCAAGCCUGUACUAACCAUUUCAAAUCUUUGUUUAAGUGUGAGGAGCACAACCAGCAUAGGAGCUCGCAACAUUUCUACGCAGCUCUUUACUUGUGUGGUGGAUGGCGCUUGGAAUCAAAGUACCAAAAAUAGGAAAUUUAAGAGGGCCAAUAUAGUAACGUUGUUUUAUUUUUUCAAAAAUUUUAUUUUUUUCUUUCCGCAUUUUUUGAUGUUUUUUGUAUAUAUAUAUACAAAUAUUUAUUUUUUAAUCACAAGAAAAAAAAAUAGGAAAUAUAAGAGGGCAAAAAACUUAUUCACAAAUGUGGAAGGGGUGCAAUGGGAAUUUGACAAUUCUCUUAGAAACAAUAUAAUGAAUCCAUAUAUAUUAAAAAUAACCUUCUACGGCAUGUAAAAUUACACCAUAAAAAGUAAGUAGCUGGGCUGGCAUGGGUCUGUUUUGAUGAAGCUCAAGUGCAGGUCUCACAGCAAGUGCUCUCUCUCUGUUUGCCUUCUCCUCUAUUGGCAGAAGCUCGAACACUUUUGGAGGCGAUAAAAUGGGCUGUCAAGGCGAAAAUUCAGUGCCUCUCGAUAUUUACGGAUUGCCAGCUUUUGGUUGAUAGUUUUGUGACAAAAAAAAUCUCGAAUGGGAGGUUGAUUUGGUUGUACAGGAUGUGCUAGUCUUAAGUAAGUUUUUUACGUUUUUAUCUGUAACUAAGGUGGGUAGGGCUCUUGUCGAGCCAGCACACCAGCUGGCAAAAUCUGUAAAACUGCUAUCUCAUGAAUAAUAUAUUGUGCUGUUUUGCUUGAUUCUCGAAUAAAUAAAUAAAUAAAUAUGUUCCUUUCA
This is a messenger RNA of Camellia sinensis, 3350 nucleotides long. Lineage: Eukaryota; Viridiplantae; Streptophyta; Magnoliopsida; Ericales; Theaceae. The record is from RefSeq and is a predicted model, not a curated record.